AUGUACCCGCACCAAGGGCAGGGCAUCCCCCAUCCCUACCCCCAACCACAGCAACAGCAACAGCCGCAGCACAACUACCCUCUUCCUCACUUGCAGCAGCCCCAUCCCCACCCUCAACAUCUGCAUCACCACCACCAACAGCAGCAUGGCGGCUGGCCUGGAUACUCCUCCCCCAACUCAGGAGCCCCUCCACCUUAUCAACCUCAGACACCGCUCCAGCAACAACAACUGCCCCGGACUCAAUCGCUCUAUGCUCCUCAGACUCAAUACAAGCAGCAGCCACUAACCCCCGUCACCAGCUAUGGCUCCUCGUCCUCAACCUCGGCUACGUCCUCGCCCUUCUAUCGACCACAGUCGACCUUCUCUCCGACAGGGUCAGUUGGCUCUGGGACUCCCGUCACCCCACCCAUCACCUCAAUAGCUUCAAUGACUGGUGGAGGUGUGUCUGCCUCGACGCCUAUCGCUGGCGUCCGCGCCUCGUCGCCCAUACCCACCCCUGCUCCAGCGCUGUACAAGGUCGAAUUCAGCGACAGUCAGAUCCAGUCAUGGCAACAGAAACAGCAACAACAGCAGCAACAACACAACAUCAAGGUCGAGGUCUCUUCGUCAACAACCCAGCCAAAGCCCCAACCUCCCCCCUCUCUCUCUCCCAGUCCAGUUGUUGCUUCUCCGGUCAUCCCGAGCACCCCAUCCCCUGUUAGGGACGUGUACGCCGAGAUCCAGCUCCAGCUCAAGCGCCAGAGUCAGCUGCAAGCGAUUCAACAGAGUAGCCGCCGAGACACGAGCAUCGGAGGUGCGUCUCCUCAACUGUCCAACACGUGGAACACCAGCAACUCGACUACGUCGCCCGUAAUUCCUUCAAGCAUGGGCUCCGCAGGACACAGCCCCUUCCCUACACCUUCGACCCUGCCACAGACCCCCGUCGGAGGAGUAGCAGGAGGGUGGCAACAGCAGCCCACGCCUGUGGAGCAUCAGUCCUCUUUGACGGACAUUACUCCGCCCGCAGGGGCCUUCUCUCAGGAAUCCUCAUUGACAACACUCGAUCCAGCGCCCUCAGCAGCCAACAGCGCCAAUGUUCGAGUCUCUCGCCCCUAUGGACCGUCAAACCAACAGGCGUCUUAUCCCUCGGCGAUAGAACAACAGUCAUCCUUGACAGAGAUCGAUGGCACCGUCAAGUCUGGAUUUGGACCAGGAAACCGACCUUAUUCUGGAGGAACCGGAGGCUACUUUACUGACAGUCGAACCCACUCAAGCCAGGGACAAUCAUUCAACCCUGCUUACCCGUCCGCAAUCGAACAACAGUCGUCUCUUACCGAGAUCGAUUCUAUACCCUCCGCACUUACGGAAAUCGACAACAUCCCUUCCUCGUUGACAGUUCUGGAUGACCUGCCUCACAGGCUUGAGGAUCAAUCCCCCUUGACGGCGGUGGAUGACUUACCCUAUGGACUCCAGGAACAGUCGUCUUUGACAGAGGUCGACAAUCUUCCACAUGCAUUGUCGCAACAAUCACCUUUGACAGAGUUGGAGGAGCCCAAAAUGGACUCCCCGUUGUCGCUCAUGUCUGGAAUUACUGGUGCCAAGGACAGCGGGAUCCAGCGGAAGAGAACUUCGGUCACCUCGGCCACUGUCGCCGCCACAGCCCGAGCGUCUACUUUCUCUGCUACCUCAGCAGCAUCUCCAACGUUAUCGACAACAACCACAGCGAUGGCCUCGCCGAUCUCGCCAGCUGUGAGAGUACUCUCGGACGCCAACUCGGCCGCCUUUACCAUGAGCAAUUGGUCCCUGCCUGACGACUUCACCGAGCCGACAACAACAGCAGCAACGGUGCAGGAGAGUAACGGCGGCGACCGUGUCCAGUCACCUCCAUUAACUCACACUGGGCGCGCACCUGCACUGAUAAACAUCAACACCACCUGGGACGAGACUGAUUUUGAACCAUCGGCCCCAGUGGACAGCGGCAAGCCUGGAGUUGAUUUGUACCCUCUCAGCCCAACCACAGCAGAUGAAUCUGGCGGACGAAAUUCCCCGAUGUGGAAACCUCCUUCCCUGUCAGCAGCCAACUCGAUCAACAGGAAGCGGGACUCGAUGCCUCCAGUGCCACCAGCCAAGCCAGCCUCACUCCUGCAGGCCAAUGCCAACCGCAUACUGAGUCCACAGUCGAGUGCCACAGGGGCCGAGUUGACAUCGGACGAAAUCCAUGUGGAACCUCCACCGCCGAUCUUGCAGUCGACUCCCAUUCGGCCUGUGAUCGAGUUCAACAUUGAUACUGAACUUGUCGAUAGCGAGGACGACAUUCACAGCGUAGGCACAGAAGAGGAUGAUAAUGACGAUGGCGCCGACAUUGUGAACGAAAUUGACGAGUUCGAGGCGCUUCUUUCCAAGAGCGACGGCGUCACCGCGCUCAUUCGGGACUUGCAGUCGAGUAUGUCAUUAUCGAGGUCACCAUCCGGCAGUAGUUCAUUCGCCAAGGCAUCGGCUGGUACUGGAGACAGGGACAACGGCAACUUGAGCCCGGUUAAGAGGAAUGACAGUACGAGCAGCCAUACCAGUCAGCGAGGAAACGAUCUAGUGGCAAGGUUGGCAGACACACCACCCGAAGGUACAAAGUCCAAGAUGACGUCUCCACCACAGCAAGCCGUUGUCCCCGCACCACCUGUACUGACUACGGUGGAGAGCACCGAGAGCUAUGAUUUGCCACGACUGGCCACGACCCAGUUUGAGUGGACCUUUUCGGAAUCGGAGCAAGCGACCUAUGAGCGAAUCUACAGUCUCUGGGAGCGUCCAGCCGAGGAAUGUGUUUCUUCCGAUAUUGCAGGAAAGGUGUUUAUGACCCUUGGCUUGUCCAGCCAUGACCUUUUUGCUAUUUGGCAAAUGCUGAACCCAGAGGAAAAGUCGGUGCUUCACAGGACCCAGUUCAUUGCUGGUCUUCACUUGGUGACCUGUAAGGUCAUGGGGUAUGCCUUACCGGAUGAAUUGCCAGACGAGCUCAUGAUUUCAGCAGCUGGUGUCGGUCGUAUUGCCAUCCCUCCUCGCCCUGCUCAGGGACCCGCCAGCAUUUUGCCUGGGUCUGUCUUGUCUGAACCUGUCGACAACCCCCAAUUCCAACAGCAGAAACAACCAACACAACCGCAGCAACCAGCACAGCAGCAGCAACAACAGCAGCAACAACAGCAGCAGCAGAUGUAUAAUUACCAGGGUCCGAUGUCACCUACGACAAGCUAUGCCGCAGGACCCCCACCUCCAACGUCCUUUGGAUCCAACUUUAUGCACGCCUAUGACUUUACUGGGCUGGGUGGAGGCAACAGUGGUCCCAUUGAUUCCAAUGGAAUGAACGGCAACUCGUCUUUCAAGCCCAACGAAUCGAGCCCCUUCAUGGACUUCCAACAGCAAGGACAGCAGUUCUACUACCCGCCAAUGCAGCAGCAGGAUCAGCAGCAGCAACAGCAAUGGCCAUCUAUGCCCAAUGCUGACCACUACGUUCAACAAGCCCUUGCGGCUCAACCCAUGUCACCUUCUGUCUCCAAGGCAUCUAGUCUUUCGCGAACCUCGAAAUCGACUUCGAACUCGACCGCCACCUCUGCUGAGGUCGUUCCUGUUGUGCCAUCAAAACCUGGACCUCACGCGUUGCACAACCUAGCAGCCGAUGCGCCUGUGGUUUUGUCGUUUGAAUCCAACCCCUCCAGCAGAGGAAUAACUCCAACACAGGACUCUCAAAAGCCCACCAAAUCGACAACAGCGUCUGCGGAUACAACUUCAAAGACAACCGGUGGCGUCUCAAAUGGCACGACUACAACCAUGACAGUGGUGCCUCGUGUCCCACCAAUCGACUAUGAAAAACUCUACGCCUCACCUCCCGACGCAUUCGAUCACGAAUCAGCGCCUCCAGAGCUCGACGUCGAAGGCAACAACAUCAAGUACCGCUCUGACUUCAAGAACGAUAUGACGGUGUCGGCUUCAGUUACGGCCAACCAUCCUAUCAACCCUAAGGUGGGCGUCUUUUACUUUGAGAUCACGAUCGACCACUUCAAGGGUAACAGUGCUCUCAGUAUCGGUAUUGCCAGCAAGUCUCUUCGCAAGAACUUCCAAGUUGGUUGGGAUUUGAACUCGUGGGGAUUCCACAGUGACGAUGGCUUCCUGUAUUUCGGAAACGGAAAGCAAAACAUCACGUACUCGUACGAAUACCGCGAGGGAGACACGGUCGGAUGCGGUGUCAACUUUUUGGACAAGGCCGUGUUCUUCACCAUUAAUGGAGAGAUGAUGGGUAUCGCUUUCCGGUUCAUCAAGGAGUCCAUUCCGCUCUACCCUGCUAUUGGGCUCUCCCAGGCUGGCACUGAGAUCAAUGCCAACUUUGGUGACCAGACGUUCUUGUUCAACAUUGUCGACUACAAGAAGAGCAUUAUGGCCAAGACAAUCCAUACGCAGCCUGUGAUGACCUGGAACAACGGAGCCAAGAACGAGAAGGUUUUCCAGAUCCUGCCUGAUGGACUCUCGGUCAUUGCCGGUGGUAAAGAUAUUGGAUGUAUCCGUGGACCCAAGGUGUCACCUCGUGACAAGGAUGUCUUUUACUUUGAGAUCGCGAUCCUUUACAUGCCUCCCUCCGACCUAGGAACAAUCACGGUAGGAGUGUGUGGCAAAGAACAGUCCGUCACUGAUGUUCUCGGUUGGAAACCUGGCUCGUACGGAUUCUCGAGCGAGUGUGGCGAUUUCCUUUCAGUCUCCUCCAACCGGUCCAGCCUACACGCUCGUUCCCAAUCCGGGUUGAUGAAGGCUCGUGCGCGUGGUCCACCCUUCCGAACUGGAUCCGUUGUUGGUUGCGGUGUUGAUUUCGCCUCCAGAGAGUUGUUCUUCACUUUGAACGGCGAGUGCCUUGGACACGCGUUCCAUGACCUGGAUGUCCUUGACUGCUACCCAUGCGUGUCGGUUAUUGAUAGCGGUAGUGGCGGAGGAGUUGGAGGACCAUUGUCGACUUUGGCAGCCAACGGCGGUGUGGGAGCAGGAGCUGCAAAGCCCAAGUCUUCUGGGACCAAUAGUGGAGAUCGUGGUGGUUUUGAGUUCAAGGCCAACUUUGGUCAAUAUCCGUUUAUGUUUGAUUUUGCUGCUUUUGAGACCAAUGGUGGGCAAUAG
Molecule: messenger RNA, 5124 nt
Organism: Linnemannia hyalina
Lineage: Eukaryota; Fungi; Mortierellomycota; Mortierellomycetes; Mortierellales; Mortierellaceae
Source: the annotation of a GenBank genome assembly